Pecten maximus is the source of this 4921-nucleotide messenger RNA. RefSeq lists its product as uncharacterized. Bases 75 to 2552 code for a protein of 825 amino acids. Lineage: Eukaryota; Metazoa; Mollusca; Bivalvia; Pectinida; Pectinidae. The transcript is spliced from 14 exons. The record is from RefSeq and is a predicted model, not a curated record. Gene Ontology annotation, molecular function: carbohydrate binding.
UAAAGUUACUUCCUGGUUAGCGAUAUUUUCACAGUAUGUAACUUUAUUCGACAAACACACGCGCCUGACUCAAGAUGGCUCCCUGCUACUUUCUGAUGGUUGCCGUCUGUAUGGCGAUCUCUGUGAGAGGAAGUCCACAUUUCACUUUAUCAUCCGAAGAGAUAAGCUGGUCUGAGGCCAGAGACGCAUGCGCGGAAAACGGCAGUAUCCUAACCGGAAGUGAAGAGAAUGAUGCGCAGAUUGAUGAAUUGUUAAGUGACGCUAAUAUCAGUAACGUAUGGACGGGCGAAUACACAUUCCUGACGGACUGGGUAGCUUAUCAAGGCUGCCAUAGAGGUGAUUUGUCAGACAUUCAAGGGACGACUGUCACUUCACCCAAAGUAGGGAGAUGUCAACUGUACUGCCAAUCAAAUGGAAGCGAGUACUUCAUUUUGCAGGACACGGAUGUUUGUAAAUGUAUCGACAACAUCACCGGGUCCAAGCUGAAUCGGACACACGACUCUCAUUGUAACCGUACGUGUGGGGAGGGACCAGAGAAAGGCACGAGGUGUGGCGGGACGAAUGAUCACGUGGUCUCGCUUUAUAGAACAUCCGGAUUUGAACGACAUGAUGGACGACUGAAGAUAAUAUGUGAAAAUAAACACGGGACCCUUUCUUGUCCACCUCGUACAGUUAUCAAUAUAACAUACGCAAACUACGGCUUAACUGAGCUCUUUGAUUCCUGUCCAAAAAAUCAUGUGUUACCGUCAAACACUAAUUGCAUAAAAACAGAGUCCACUGCAAUUAUGCAGAAAUCGUGUAACGACAAAAGAACUUGUACAGUAACUGCAUCAAAUGACUAUUUCAAAGGUGACCCCUGUCGAGGGACAACCAAACUCCUGAACGUUUCAUAUACGUGUCUGCCAACAGACUGUACAGAAGACUUGUGUCGUGUGUUUAAGCUGGAUACAAACAACACAGUGAUUCUAAUGACGACUCCUUGUGAUUCGGGAAUCACUUCAACAGCUUGUAUCACAUAUAACGAGACAUCUGAGGCAGAUGAAAUGACAUUAAUCAUGCAUAAUGGUACAAGGGACAAAGCAAUUGAUCUGUGUAGGCAUGGCUAUGUCCCUGGGAUGGACAACACAACCAGAGCGAAACUGUUGGAGAAGGCUCAUACCAACCAAACCAUAUGGAGUGGUUACGUCAGACAGCGGAUCGACGUCAGCGAUGGCGGUAUUUACUCGAACAACGGAAGCCUGAUGCAAUGCUAUAGUAUGGAGAAUUACACCCGUGUUAGAAGAAAUUGUACGGAAAAGCGACGAUAUAUCUGUCGAAAAGAAUCUGUCGAUGAAAUACCAACAAUAGAAACAGUCACGGCACCGGAGACAGAAUCUGUCGAUGAAAUACCAACAACAGAAACAGUCACGGCACCGAAGACAGAAUCUGUCGAUGAAAUACCAACAACAGAAACAGUCACGGCACCGAAGACAGACUCGACUACCAAGCUCUCUACGGUUGUAACUACAACCAGACAACAAGAAAAAGUUACCUUACGGAAACCUCGUAAAAGCUCGCGAGAGGAUACAAAAGUCAUAGGGGUUGCCGCAGGAAUCGCCGUGGGAUGCAUCGUACUGGUUGUGGUCACAGCUUUCGUGGUAAACAGACUAUGUAAAAGAUCGGCAAAAAAGAAAAAACAUAAAAAGAAACAACGACCAGUGAUGUUAAAUGAAAUUAUUAGAAGAUCUGAUCCUCCUGAAGAAAACAAUCAAUCAGACUCGUCAACAGACGAAUCAGAACACGAAACCAACUUUACUACAGCUGCAGAUAACUUACCACAAGGACGCGGAGAAACAUCAGGACUAAAGACAGUGAAGUAUAGCUGCGAUAUUGCUAACGAAAAGGUGACUGACGAUGGACACGUGAAUGACGCAUAUGCAUACGCAGAAACCGCUUCAAGUGGUUCGGCUGAAGGGGUGUAUGAUGCUAUGGAGUUAUGUAUUGAUGCUAGCGAUGAUGAGGAUCACAUUUAUUCUCAGACAAUGCUACCGCUGCCUGAUGAUCAGGUUACAGAGGACGUUUCUAGGCAACAAGACAUUGGUGACGCGUAUGACGUUAUGCAACCAAAGGUUAAAGGUCAAGGAAAUGGUACUACAUAUGGCCAUACGGACAUGCGAUCUGCAGGCAAUGGAGGUUAUGAUGUGUUUAAUAAAAACAUCAAAGUAGAUGUAGAAGGUACAUAUGAUCAUGCACAAAUCAUUCAAAAUAAAAAUGCAGGUUCGAAGAUUUCAGAAUAUGAUGUUUUUAACGGAAAAGUCAAAGGCGAUGAAUAUUGCGACUCUGACAUGUAUGAUCAUACAAAAGGCAUCAGUGCAGGACUGGGGAAACCCACAGACGAUGCAAACAAUGUGUAUGAUACAUGUAAUGCUAAGGGCAAAUGUAUCGAAAGUAUCGACGAUGUGUACGACCACGCAAAGUUUACACGAGAAAAUCAAGAUGAAAAUUUAUAUGAUCUUAACUCAAAAGGGAAAACUACUCCGUCAGUGGACGAGGAUCCUUAUGAUCACGUGUAACGAUACUCCGUCAGUAGACGAGGAUCCCAACGAUCAUGUAUAACGAUACUUCGUCAGUGGAUGAGGAUCCUUAUGAUCAUGUAUAACGAUACUCAGUCAGUGGACGAGGAUCCGAAUGAUCAUGUGUAACGAUACUCAGUCAGUGGACGAGGAUCCGAAUGAUCAUGUAUAACGAUACUCCGUCAUUGGACGAGGAUCCUUAUCAUCAUGUAUAACAAUACUCCGUCAGUGGACGAGGAUCGUUAUUAUCAUGUGUAACGAUACUCAGUCAGUGGACGAGGAUCCGAAUGAUCAUGUAUAACGAUACUCAGUCAGUGGACGAGGAUCCUUAUGAUCAUGUGUAACGAUACUCCGUUAGUGGACGAGGAUCCGAAUGAUCAUGUAUAACGAUACUCAGUCAGUGGACGAGGAUCCCAACGAUCAUGUAUAACGAUACUCCGUCAGUGGACGAGGAUACGUAUGAUCAUGUAUAACAAUACUCCGUCAGUGGACGAGGAUCCUUAUGAUCAUGUAUAACAAUACUCCGUCAGUGGACGAGGAUACGUAUGAUCAUGUAUAACAAUACUCCGUCAGUGGACGAGGAUCCUUAUGAUCAUGUAUAACAAUACUCCGUCAGUGGACGAGGAUCCGAAUGAUCAUGUAUAACGAUACUCAGUCAGUGGACGAGGAUCCUUAUGAUCAUGUGUAACGAUACUCAGUCAGUGGACGAGGAUCCGAAUGAUCAUGUAUAACAAUACUCCGUCAGUGGACGAGGAUCCUUAUGAUCAUGUAUAACGAUACUCAGUCAGUGGACGAGGAUCCUUAUGAUCAUGUGUAACGAUACUCAGUCAGUGGACGAGGAUCCUUAUGAUCAUGUAUAACAAUACUCCGUCAGUGGACGAGGAUACGUAUGAUCAUGUAUAACAAUACUCCGUCAGUGGACGAGGAUCCUUAUGAUCAUGUAUAACGAUACUCAGUCAGUGGACGAGGAUCCGAAUGAUCAUGUAUAACGAUACUCAGUCAGUGGACGAGGAUCCUUAUGAUCACGUGUAACGAUACUCCGUCAGUGGACGAGGAUCUCAACGAUCAUGUAUAACGAUACUCAGUCAGUGGACGAGGAUCCUUAUGAUCACGUGUAACGAUACUCCGUCAGUGGACGAGGAUCCUUAUGAUCACGUGUAACGAUACUCAGUCAGUGGACGAGGAUCCUUAUGAUCACGUGUAACGAUACUCAGUCAGUGGACGAGGAUCCUUAUGAUCACGUGUAACGAUACUCAAUCAGUGGACGAGGAUCCUUAUGAUCACGUGUAACGAUACUCAGUCAGUGGACGAGGAUCCUUAUGAUCAUGUGUAACGAUACUCAGUCAGUGGACGAGGAUCCUUAUGAUGACGUAUAACGAUACUCCGUCAGUGGACGAGGAUCAGAAUCAUCAUGUGUAACAUUUCUACAUGUAUGAUUGUUGAGGGAAUCAUAUUUUUUUUAUUUCAGACAAUGUAGCAAAUGACUUUGUUAGUUUUUUAAUCAUAAGCAGUUAAAUUGGAAUCGAAAUUAUUAUCGUAUCCAUUAACUUUUCAAUAAUCUUAUCUAUGUAUAUGUAUCUUCAUUACCUAUAUCGUUUGCCCAGGUACAUGUUUUUACAUUACCUACAUUAUUUGUCUAUGUAUCUACAUUACAUCAAUUGUUUGUCUAUGUAUCUACAUUACCUACAUUUUUGUUUGUGUAUCUUCAUUACCUACAAUGUUUGUCUGUGUAUCUUCAUUACCUACAUUGUUUGUCUGUGUAUCUACAUUAACUACAUUGUUUGUCUGUGUAUCUACAUUACCUACAUUGUUUGUCUAUCUAUCUACAUUACCUACAAUGUUUGUCUGUGUAUCUACAUCACCUACAAUGUUUGUCUGUGUCUACAUUACCUACAUUGUUUGUCUGUGUAUCUACAUUACCUACAAUGUUUGUCUGUGUAUCUACAUUACAUACAAUGUUUGUCUAUGUAUCUACAUUACCUACAUUGUUUGUCUGUGUCUACAUUACCUACAUUGUUUGUCUAUGUAUCUAUAUUACCUACAUUGUUUGUCUGUGUAUCUACAUUACCUACAAUGUUUGUCUCUGUCUACAUUACCUACAAUGUUUGUCUAUGUAUCUACAUUACCUACAAUGUUUGUCUCUGUCUACAUUACCUACAUUGUUUGUCUAUGUAUCUACAUUACCUACAUUGUUUGUCUUUGUAUCUACAUUACCUACAUUGUUUGUCUAUGUAUCUACAUUACCUACAUUGUUUGUCUAUGUAUCUACAUUACCUACAAUGUUUGUCUUUGUAUCUACAUUACAUACAAUGUUUGUCUAUGUAUCUACAUUAUAUACAAUGUUUGUCUAUGUAUCUACAUUACGUACA